Rotaria sp. Silwood1 is the source of this 930-nucleotide messenger RNA. Lineage: Eukaryota; Metazoa; Rotifera; Eurotatoria; Philodinida; Philodinidae. The record is from the annotation of a GenBank genome assembly.
AUGAAAGCAAUGAUUAUCAUUUUUAUUUUUACAGGAUUAUUAUACUUCUCAGCACAAGCAUUGAAUUGUGAUGAUAAUCCUUGUGAACUAGGUGGUUAUUUUAUACAAAAUCGAGGAUAUCAAUGUUUACAAGUGAAUACAGUAGUAUUUUGUACAUGUCCAAAUGGUCAAUUAGAAGUUGAUCGACCAUGCCGUAUUUGCAAUCGAACAAAUCCUGCAAAUAAUCCAUGUAUUAUUUCUUCAAAUUUUCUUGCUUGUCUCGAAACAGAUGAUUAUGGUACAACAUUUGCAUGUUUAUGCAUGGGACCAUUGGGACCUGCGGUGACAACAUCAGCUAAUUGUGAUUUAUCAAUUACAUUAACAAGUACUGCGAUAAUAACAUCUACCAGUACUACUACUGUUGCACCUGUUACAUUAUCAACAUGUUUUAAUGGAGGCUAUUUUAUUGAUAAUGAUUGUCAUUGUCCUAGUGGCUUUGGUGGAAUAUAUUGUGAACAAAGUUUUGAAUCUCAAUUAUGUGAAAGAAUUGUUUGUCAAAAUAGAGGAGUUUGUGCAAUUCGAAAUCUAAAUGGACCAUAUGAAUCUAUUUGUUUUUGUCGAUAUGGUACUUCAGGUGAUUAUUGUGAAUUAAAUGGAACAUUGGGUUUUUGUACACCUAAUUUAUGUAUGAAUGAUGCUCCUUGUCAAGAAACUCUUAUUGGAUCAACACGUCAUGCAUAUUGUAAUUGUCUACCAGGUUAUAAUGGAACCAAAUGUGAGAAUCAAUAUUUUAACUGUACUUUCAAUGGAAUAUUUCUUGAUAAUUUUAUGAGUGAUCAAGGCAAAUAUUUUGAAUGUACACAAUCAAAUGAUUCCUUUCAAUUAGAAAGAAAAUCAUGUCCAAAAGGUCUUCGUUUUAAUACAGACAAGACUACUUGUACUCUUUGGUGA